Molecule: messenger RNA, 582 nt
Organism: Cucumis sativus (cucumber)
Lineage: Eukaryota; Viridiplantae; Streptophyta; Magnoliopsida; Cucurbitales; Cucurbitaceae
Product: lysine-rich arabinogalactan protein 17
Exons: 1
Coding region: 1-582 (193 amino acids)
Source: RefSeq, a predicted model, not a curated record
AUGGCCCGUCAAUUCGCUCUCCUCGCCCUUCUCUUCUCCGCCGCCGUCGUCGGCAUUGUCUCUGCCGCCGAAGCCCCCGCCACCUCCCCCGCCUCCUCCCCCGCCUCCUCCCCUGCUUCCUCCCCCAAGGCCGCUGACGUUGAACCCUCCGAUGGCGCAAAAACUCCCGCAGCUGCUCCUUCCAAGUCUCCCGCCGCAGCCGCUGACGCCCCGAUCGCUGCCACUCCUUCCGCCGCCGGUGCUCCCAAAGGAGCUGCUUCUGCCCCUUCAGCUAAGGCUGGAGCCCCUGAAGCUGACACCCCUGUUGCCGGUGGCCCUGCUUCUUCCCCUGCUGGCGAUGAGUCUUCUUCCACUGUGGCCCCUGCUGGAGCCCCUGAAGCCGAUGUGUCAUCUCCACCUUCCCCAACUGGACCUGCUGCCGGACCUACAAGCGAUGCGGUUGCUGAUGCACCAGCUGAUUCAUCAGCUGAUUCACCAGCUGAUACACCCUCAGAUUCUCCGGCCAAUGGUGGUUCUUUGGUGAAAGUGUCUGUUGCGGCCGUUGCUGGGAUUUCGGGCAUUGUUGGAUUGUUUGUGUUCUAA